Bactrocera neohumeralis is the source of this 691-nucleotide messenger RNA. RefSeq names its product microsomal glutathione S-transferase 1-like. Lineage: Eukaryota; Metazoa; Arthropoda; Insecta; Diptera; Tephritidae. Bases 213 to 671 code for a protein of 152 amino acids. The transcript has 3 exons. The record is from RefSeq and is a predicted model, not a curated record. Gene Ontology annotation, cellular component: membrane.
UAUUCAAUCAGUGCAUUUGCGGAUUUCAAACGAAACUGUUGAUUUUGCGAAACAAAAGUGAAUUCGUGAUUUGUUGACAAAGUGUGAUUAUAUAAAUAUUAUUUUGAACGAACAGCAUUAUAUAAAAAAUUUACAGAAAAUAUUUUCUACUAUUUUGUUCUGAAACAUUUUUCUGUAAAUAUACAUAAGUACAUAAAAUUUAGAAAUCACAAAUGGCUAAACUAGCACUCGAGCUUCUCACACUGGAAAACAAUGUUUUCAAAGCUUAUCUCUUCUGGUCCGCAAUUUUAGUGUUGAAAAUGUUAUUCAUGUCGCUGUUGACGGGAUUUAUGCGUUUCAGGACAAUGACCUUUAUCAACGAAGAGGAUAUACUCAACAAACGUCUCAAGGUGAAGUAUAACGAUCCAGAUGUGGAGCGAGCACGCCGAGCACACCGCAACGAUUUGGAAAACAUUCUGCCGUUUUUCACCAUUGGCUUCUUGUAUGUGCUGCUAGAUCCCAGUGCUGCUUUGGCCAUCAAUUUGUUCCGAGCCGUGGGCAUCUCACGCAUUUUACACACCUGUGUUUACGCCAUUGUUCCAGCGCCACAACCGAGUCGACUCUUAGCUUUUCUUGUCACCGUCUUCGUCACCAUCUACAUGGCUUGUGAAGUAGCUCGAGCCGUGUAUUAGGAGCGUCAAUGUGAGGCAAA